UGUUGUAUUGGUUGCGGGUAGUGUGCGUGUAUGGAUGAGGCAGUGAACAAGUGUAAAGUCCCCAGAAUGAAGAAACACACUUCCGGUUGACCUUUCAAAGUAAACGUAAUUUCGGUGGCAAAUCACGUUUUCUUAAAGAAAUACACGUGAAUUAUAUUCGUGCAGGGUCUGACCAGUCGCUUUAGCCAUAUUGCCGUUUCACAAACAUUCCGUUAUCAGUCUUACACACAAACACAUGUUUUCACCCCGAAUGUUGACGUGAAGAUAACUUCCGGUAUAGCUAGUUGUAGCUUGACAACAGUUCAGACGGGGUCGAUUCUAAAGCCCGCGAGGUGUCUUGUCGUGUUGAACGUGGAUGUAAAAAAUAUAUAUAGAUAUAUCAAAUUCUUCCGGAGAUGGACGUCGGAGUGUCCAGGUCCCACGUGUUUCUCAACUACUGUCCCAGAGCCCUCUUCUCUCAGUGGAGCCUCCCGCCGUUUGCACGGCGUGUCUUGGAUGCGGUGAUGGAGGGUCACAAGAGCUCCCUGAACACCGGAAAAAUGGUGGCCCUCGCGGGGCUCUCCGUCGGGGCCGCGGUGGGCUACAUCGUCUACCGCCACAUCAGCAGCGCCGACCCCCCUGGUCAGGAGCCCAACACGCAGGUGUCCAAGGUGACACUCCCAGUGGAAGUCUACAGGAACAUCUCCAGAUACCAAGCCACGUUCCUGGACACGGUGGCCCAGAAGUCCGGAGCCCAGGUGAGGGUUCUGCCGGACCCCGGGGAGCCCGGCUGCAGGACCACCGUCUGCUUCCAGCUGCAGGGCUCCGAGGACCAGGUCCUGCUGGCCCGCUGCGUCCUGGAGAACCUGGUCUCGGACUGCCAGCCAAUGAGGGAAGAGCUGCAAGUCCCCCAGACCGCCUUCGGACGCAUAAUAGGCCGCGGCGGAGAGAGCCUGAAGCUCAUCACCAGGACCACGGGGGCCAAAGUGGUUUGUUCCAAAGAGAAGACGCACGGCACCGGGGCCACGGGCAGCGUGACGAUCACCGGGACCAGACAGGAAGUGGAGCAGGCCAAGGAGCUGAUCCUAGAGAAGGUCACUGAGGACACGACGGUGAGGACGAGGAUCUCGCAGUCCUCCGCCCUGCGGCAGAAGCGCGGCCACGCUGCCGGGCAUCAGACGGAGGCCCCGGCCGGAUUGAAGAACAACAACAACAACAACGACCCUUACUCGCACACGGAGAGGAACGGACGUGUCCAUGGCGCAGGAGAGCCAGGAACUCUGUUUGACAAGAUGGAGGAGCUUAAAAUCACCAACACAGCCAAAGAGGAGGAGGAGGAGGAGGAGGAAGAGGAGAGCGUCUCCACAGACUCUCUCUCUGACAUUUCCAAGUUCGAAAUUCCCAGCCCGGACCUGAGCUUCCAGCCCGACGAGCACCUGGAGGUCUACGUCUCUGCGUCGGAGAACCCGAACCACUUCUGGAUCCAGAUCCUCGGGGUGCGCUCGCUCCAGCUGGACAAACUGAUGCAGGAGAUGAACCGCUUCUACAGCAGCGGCGACCCCGCGGAGCAGCGGGUGGAGACACUGGUGGCGGGCGACAUCGUGGCCGCUCCGUACCUCGAGCACGGCACGUGGAACCGGGCCCGGGUGCUGGGGGGGCUGGGCUCCGGACUGGUGGACCUCUACUACGUGGACUUUGGGGACAACGGGGAGCUGCCCAGAGACGGCCUCUGUCGCCUGAGGAGCGACUUCCUCAGCUUACCGUUCCAGGCCAUCGAGUGUAACCUGGCGGGAGUGAGACCAACAGGAGAGGUGUGGACUGAGGCAGCCCUGGAUGACUUCGAGCAGCUGACGUCCUGCGCCUGCUGGCGCCCCCUGCAGGCCAAACUGUGCAGCUACUCCCAUUCGGAGGUCUCCUCCUGGCCCAGCGUCAAGCUCUACGACAACAACACUGUAGAUAUCGGCGAGGAGCUGGUGCGGCUGGGCCACGCCGUCAGCUUCCAGGAGGCGGUGACCGGGAGGACCGAGGGCUGCCUCCAGAGGAUGCUGGACGACGUGAUCGGAGCGUCGUCGGAGCUCAGCCUCUCCUGCAUCAGCUUAUCCGAAGCUGCUUCCAUCUCGGGAAGCGUGGACAACGUCAUGGAGGACGAGCUGCUGUGAGACCAAAGCGCCGACCGCUCCUCCGCCUCUUCCUCGGCAUCAGUUCAAAGGAGACGAGGGUUAGAUUCCCCGUCUGACCUCAACUCAACCGCAUAAACCCUCAUCGUGCAGCCUCACCGACAGUUCCUUUUCUUGGUGUUCAUCCUGUGUGUUGCCUUCAUGCUGUUCCAUUGUACCCAGCGCCACUCUGCUUAUAUAAAAUAUAUAUAUAUAUAGCGUUACUCUAUUAUGUGUUCAAGAAGAGGGAAAUAAAGCCAGUAUUGUUAUUAUUUUAAAGCACUGUGAUGAGUCGGUGGUACGAGAAGGCAGCUGUUUAGCUGAUGUUUAUUUUAUUUUUUUCUGUUUUUAUCUUGUAUAUUUUGAUUUUCAUGGCCUACAUAUUUGGUCUGACAGAUUCAUUUAUUUUGGAGAGUAAACCAUAAAGUUUUAUUGAAUUUGCUCCACAGAUUUUGUUGCAUGUAAAGAGUAACGAUGUACCGGAUCACUGACUAGAGGCCAGAGGGAAGUUUCCCUUCAGAGGUGUAAUAGACUGCACUAUAUAUGAUAAAGGAUUUAUUUUAUGUCACAAUAAUUGUCUGUGUCUUACUUUGUUUUGCUGGUCAUGCUACAAACAUAUAUUUCAUAAAUAAUAAUAAACAAUGGAUUUAGA
Molecule: messenger RNA, 2787 nt
Organism: Pseudoliparis swirei
Lineage: Eukaryota; Metazoa; Chordata; Actinopteri; Perciformes; Liparidae
Gene: tdrkh
Product: tudor and KH domain containing
Biological process (GO): spermatogenesis
Molecular function (GO): RNA binding
Source: RefSeq, a predicted model, not a curated record